This is a messenger RNA of Ilyonectria robusta, 556 nucleotides long. RefSeq names its product ankyrin repeat-containing domain protein. Lineage: Eukaryota; Fungi; Ascomycota; Sordariomycetes; Hypocreales; Nectriaceae. Gene Ontology annotation, molecular function: protein binding. The transcript has a single exon. The record is from RefSeq and is a predicted model, not a curated record. Bases 187 to 462 code for a protein of 91 amino acids.
CAACAGCCCCCACCCUCUCAACCGUCCUACUGGACUUCCCCCGAGACACCCCCACGCAACGGCCAGCCCUAUGAUGCUGCCGAGAGUGACCAGGUGCUAGAAAAUGGCAACUACAGCACCGACAUUGAUGAACCAGAGACCUUCCAGACCGCCCUUCACAUUGCGGCCGAGGGCGGCCACGAUAACAUGAUCGAUAUGCUGCUCGCCGACGGAAGACUGGCUGUAGACGAGCGAGACAGCAACUCGGACACGGCACUACACGUCGCCGUAGCAGGCCAGAAGUUGAUCGUCGUGCUCCGUCUACUGAGUUACGGCGCCAGUCCCAAUGCUGAGAACGCAGCCGGCUGGACACCACUACACGUUGCCGUGCAGACGGGAUCCGUCGAUCUUGUCGAGGCACUCGUCACGCAUGGGGGGGACUUGAGCAAGAAAACCCGGGGUAGAAAGGUGGUGGGACCAUGACUGGACCCGAUGAUUUGGAUUAACGACACACAAGCUUCGACUGGAGGGACAAGCUUGUGCUUGUGAACUAAAGAGGAGGCCUUCUAACUGGAAG